This is a messenger RNA of Marasmius oreades (fairy-ring Marasmius), 934 nucleotides long. It is a transcript of the gene HUS5, whose product is annotated as SUMO conjugating enzyme Hus5. Gene Ontology annotation, cellular component: nucleus. The record is from RefSeq and is a predicted model, not a curated record. Lineage: Eukaryota; Fungi; Basidiomycota; Agaricomycetes; Agaricales; Marasmiaceae. The transcript is spliced from 9 exons. Gene Ontology annotation, molecular function: SUMO conjugating enzyme activity. Bases 135 to 611 code for a protein of 158 amino acids. Gene Ontology annotation, biological process: protein sumoylation.
GAUAGUCACACUGCCCACUACAAGUCCGUCGUCUUCGAAUCCGUUCCACCUGAUAUCCACUCAUAGAACUGAUCGCAAAAUCAACCCCUGCGGAAUCAAUCCCUCCUCGCACAUAAAUUUCAUCUUACCCUAAAAUGUCUGGUAUUUGCAGACCAAGGCUUGCUGAGGAACGUAAGCAGUGGAGAAAAGACCACCCUUUUGGUUUUUUUGCGAAACCUACAAAGGCAUCGGAUGGUUCAAUGAACUUGAUGGAAUGGGAAGUAGGUAUACCUGGAAAGACAGGCACACCUUGGGAAGGAGGACUGUAUAAAUUAUUGAUGACAUUCCCUGAAGACUAUCCCUCCAAGCCGCCUAAGUGCAAAUUUACCCCGCCAUUAUUCCAUCCCAACGUAUAUCCCUCAGGAACAGUCUGUCUCUCGAUCCUUGACGAGGAGAAAUCAUGGAAACCUGCGAUCACCAUUAAACAAAUCCUUCUCGGUAUUCAGGACCUUUUGAAUGAUCCCAACGUCAAUGAUCCCGCACAAGGCGAAGCUUAUACACUGUUCAAGAACGACAAAAUUGCAUACGAGAAGAAGAUACGACAGCAAGCACGGGAAAAUAUCCCAAAGUAGCUGCUGGACCCCUCCCGUCAAUUGGUUUUCUUCCGCUUUUUCUUCUGUUUCAUUACAGCUUUUAUCUCUCUUUCAAGUAUAAGGUGGACAUCUGUAAUCCAUUAUUUCACCUGCUCCGACUACAUAUUUAACAUCUGUCCGUUCCCAUAAUUUUCUCCGUGAUCCAUGUGGACUGUUUUGUCCUUUCGAGUGGAGUUGGUCAGGAGUUGUCUGUUUCUGGUUGUAAAGAAAGCUGUAAAUCAAAUCGUAUAAAGACCUUGCAACAAUCCUCCCGUCUUUGCAUAUCGCGGCCCCUUUCAUCUAAACUCGAAGACCUGUCUGCA